Rotaria sordida is the source of this 1590-nucleotide messenger RNA. NCBI's taxonomy places the organism in Eukaryota, Metazoa, Rotifera, Eurotatoria, Philodinida, Philodinidae. The record is from the annotation of a GenBank genome assembly.
AUGUCUCUUGUAUAUCUACAUAUCUUCCUUUUUCUUACAGUUACUCUCUUAUUCGGUAUAGAAACAACAAUUCCUGCUACAUUUUAUUGUAGUCUUCACUUUAUCGUUGACUAUCCACUAUGGACAUUGACAUACACAACACGAGCAGAUCACGAUUAUUUUCGAACAAAUACUUUACUAAGUACUUAUAUCUAUCGAAAUGUAGAAGGACUCAAUGAACUCUACAAUCGUUAUCAUUUUCCGUAUACGUCAAAAACAAAAAAUAUUACUAUACAAUUCUUUGUACAUGGUAUAACAGUCGUGACACGAAAUGUAUGUGAUCAAAAACACACUAAAAACAAUGAUAUAGAGAAUCCUCUACGAGAAUUUUGUUCACCAAAUAUAAAUAGUGAUACACUUUUGGAUCUAAUUGCUCGAUUUGGUGAUUAUGAUAGGAAAACAAGUAAUAACAAACCAGCAUGUCUCUAUUAUGGAUUUACAUCAAGAAAACUUAAAUCACAAAAUAGUAAAGCAACUACAUUAGGAUGGUCAUGGAGAGGACAUCUUUGUACUGAAUUAAAAGAAUUGAGUAGUUGGUCACCAAAAAAUAAAGGUUUUAAUCCUCGAUAUUCUGGUAAUGUGGGUGUUGUUACAGCUAGUUUUGAUGGAAGCGAAGGUGAAAUGACAUUUUUUCAUGAAAUUGGCCAUUCAAUGAAUGCUGAUCAUGAUGAUGCAAAUGAAUUUAAAGAUCGACAACAAGAAUGUAAUCCAUCAGAUGCACAAGGUGGAAGCUAUCUUAUGUAUCCAACCGGUACUGAAGGACUGUUGCCAAAUAAUCGAAUUUAUUCUCAUUGUUCACUUGAUACGAUUUCAAAAUAUACAGAAAUACUUGGUCAAUGGAAGCCAAAAUGUUUGUUAACUACAAAGACAGUUAAAAGCAAAUGUGAUGGUAUUUUUUCAGUAGACGAAAUUUGUGAUGAAUAUGAUUUUUUUUUUCUUCAGUCUGCUGGUUCAUGUUGCAAAUCUUCAUGUCAAUUUCAUUCUGCUGGUCAUCAUUGUCAUCCUGAAAGUGAAUGUAAAAUGUCUAUUAAAUGUUUAGGUACUUCAGCAACUUGUCCUGAUGAUGAUAGAACAUUUUUUAAACCAGAUAAAACUAUUUGUCGUAAUGGUACUUUACUUUGUAUAAAUGGUUCAUGUGAAUUAUCUAUUUGUGCAUUAUAUUCUCUUUUACCAUGUCAAUUAAAAGUAUCUGCGGAUAAAUUAUGUAUGAUUGCUUGUCUACAAAAAGAUGGUUCAUGUGUACCUUAUCAUACAAUUGAUACGAAUUCAGAUUCUUCUAAACCUUUGUAUUUUCCAUAUGGUUCAUUAUGUGAUUCAAAUCGAGGAUAUUGUGAUCAAUCUCAUCAAUGUCUUCCUCUAUUAUUAGAUGAUAAUACAAAUUUAAUUAGUGCUGGAUUUAGUUCUCUUCUUCUUACUAAUUAUUUAACUAUAUUCAAACGUUAUUGGUGGGCAUUCAUAUUAUUUAUUCUCGCUCAAAUUAUUUUAAUUCCAAUUGGUCUAUUAUACUUUCGUAGUCAUUGUAUUCCUUCAGAUAAUCCUUUUCUUCAAUGA